Messenger RNA from Haliaeetus leucocephalus (bald eagle), 243 nucleotides. Its product is annotated as serine protease inhibitor Kazal-type 6-like. The transcript is spliced from 4 exons. Gene Ontology annotation, molecular function: protein binding. NCBI's taxonomy places the organism in Eukaryota, Metazoa, Chordata, Aves, Accipitriformes, Accipitridae. The record is from RefSeq and is a predicted model, not a curated record. The coding region runs from base 1 to 243 and encodes 80 amino acids.
AUGAAGGCAACAGGUGCCUUAGUGCUUCUCAGCCUGCUGCUGCUCUCUUUCUUCUCGGAUGUAGCAGGUCAAGACAUUGAAGAGAUUUGUAGAGAGUUUGUAAAUAGAACCGUGUUCUGCACAAGGGAGUCCAACCCUCACUGCGGCACGGAUGGCAUCACGUACGGAAACAAGUGCGCCUUCUGCAAGGCAGUGCUGAGAAGUGGAGGGAAAAUAAGAUUGAAGCACCUGGGGAAAUGCUGA